GAACACUCGAAUCUUGUAGGUCACGAUGAUCAACUCGGUCCAGUAUUGCUCUCGAUCAAGUCGGAGAAUGUAGCAAAUCAAGAUCACAUUCGAAUAUUACUCCGACUAAGAACCGGAACCAUGCACGAAAUCAUUCCAGCUUCGUGUUUAGGAUCAAACCCGUCUCCGAUCAAGAUGGCACGACUUCUAAAUGAACAGAUCAACGUAGAUAGUUUCAUGCCUGUGCUGUGUCCGAAAGCGUCCACGUUAAUCGCGAGUUACGAUGAACACGUGUUAGUAACGAACUUUAAAUUUGGCGUUUUAUAUCAACGGUACGGGCAGACCACGGAGGAAGAACUCUUCUGCAACAGCGACACGACUCCAGCACUCGAAGAGUUCCUCGACCUACUGGGACAACGAAUACGACUUCGUGAUCACAAAGGUUACAGAGGUGGUCUGGAUAUUCAGAACGGUCACACCGGUGACACCGCUGUAUACGAAAUAUUCAAAGAACGGGAAAUUAUGUUCCAUGUGUCUACGCUUCUACCGUACACCGAAGGCGAUCCCCAACAAUUACAACGGAAGCGCCACAUCGGUAACGAUAUCGUGGCAAUCGUAUUCCAGGAGGAAAACACUCCUUUCUCCCCAGCGAUGAUUGCAAGUCAUUUCCUGCACGCGUUCAUCGUUAUCCAGCCUGUGGAUCCAAACACACCAAAUUGCCGGUAUAAGAUUUCAGUAACUGCUCGGGAUGAUGUGCCGUUCUUUGGCCCAACCCUCCCCCAACCAUCAGUAUUUAAGAAGGGACCAGAGCUGAAAGAAUUUCUCCUCACCAAGCUGAUCAACGCAGAAAAGGCUUGCUACAAAGCGGACAAAUUUGCUCAGUUAGAGCUGCGUACGAGAACGUCAUUACUUCAGAAUUUAGUAGAUGAACUGAAGGAGAAAACGCGAGAAUUUUUAGGAGCUGAUUUGCUAGGAGCUCCUUCUUCUCCUACUCCGGAAACGCCCAAAUCCGAAGGUGGCUUUACCGGUUCGCGAUUUAUCGACACAGUAAAGAAAGCUCUAAACGCUCGUCUUCGCUCACAAAAUUCUGAUCCCACGAACGGAAGCGUCGAAUCCAAUCCAAAGCAUCAGAAUUCCAUCAAGAAAUCGAAGGAGAUCUCCGACGUGCCCUGUGGACCGGGACAAGUAGUUAAUAUCGGUCGAUCACUUUCGAAAAGUAGCACGACGGGCUCGCGGAAGUCUCCCAACGAUUCAGUAGCCUCCUCACCGGACAUCACAUCCCGCUGUUCGAUCAAUCCGAACAACAUGAACAACAAUAAUAACAACACAACCAACAACAACCAUCACGGUGGUAAUGGUGCCCAUAGUGCUAAAGGACUUUCCGAUGGCGUUAGCAAUAAUAACAACAACAAUAUUAACGGUCCAGUGGCAAUGUCCGAAACUAGUGAUGACUCCAUCUUGAACAGUGUUGAUCUGGAUCCGAUGGUUUUCCCAAAUGUAGAUGCCGGAGCGACGUACAUUGACAGUGACACCGGGCUGGAAUCGAUGUCCUCGGCUGAUGCUACAACCAAAGCCUGUUCGCUCUGCUUGGACGGGGACCGGGUGGAGCGAUCAACGAACGGAGGUGGCAGCGUGAUCAGCGUCAGCGUCGGAACUGGAAGCACUGGGUGUGAUAGCACGCGUGAUCUGCGGUGCAGUACCGGAAGUGCCGGUACGAAUGUGAGUAGUUGUGGUGGUGGUGGCGGCGGUGGCAAUACCGUUAGUGGUGCAGGCACUGGGACACUCCUGAUAACGCCGGAUGUUAUGCAGCAAAUGGACGGGUUUAAGCAAGAAAUUACCCGACUAAAGUGUGAUAAACUGGAUCUCCUGAGGCAGAAUGUGACCUGCCAGCGUGACAUCAAACGGCUACGGGAGCGUGAACUUUCUCUGCAAGGCGACCUGGCCGCUGCCGGCAAAGAAAUUCUACGACUACGUGACCUCCUGAAGGAGUACAUGCCAGCGGCCGCAACCGAACCCUUUAAGUAAAGAAACCGAAGCACUGAUAAACUCGAGUGGAAAACCAAAAUCAGAGAGAAAUCAUCAUCCGAAUCACCCACCACCAUUUUCGUUAUUUCGUUAUAUAUAUGCCAUUCUAUAUGAAAA
This is a messenger RNA of Ochlerotatus camptorhynchus, 2121 nucleotides long. Its product is annotated as rap1 GTPase-activating protein 1-like. Gene Ontology annotation, molecular function: GTPase activator activity. Gene Ontology annotation, biological process: activation of GTPase activity; regulation of small GTPase mediated signal transduction. The transcript has 4 exons. Bases 121 to 2004 code for a protein of 627 amino acids. The record is from RefSeq and is a predicted model, not a curated record. Gene Ontology annotation, cellular component: cytoplasm. NCBI's taxonomy places the organism in Eukaryota, Metazoa, Arthropoda, Insecta, Diptera, Culicidae.